Gavia stellata (red-throated loon) is the source of this 3077-nucleotide messenger RNA. It is a transcript of the gene UBA7, whose product is annotated as ubiquitin like modifier activating enzyme 7. Gene Ontology annotation, cellular component: SUMO activating enzyme complex; cytoplasm. Gene Ontology annotation, molecular function: SUMO activating enzyme activity. Gene Ontology annotation, biological process: protein sumoylation. Bases 1 to 3042 code for a protein of 1013 amino acids. Lineage: Eukaryota; Metazoa; Chordata; Aves; Gaviiformes; Gaviidae. The record is from RefSeq and is a predicted model, not a curated record. The transcript has 24 exons.
AUGGCGGGCAGCGGCGAGGAGGGGCUGUACUCGCGGCAGCUGUACGUGCUGGGCGGCGGCGCGCGGCGGCUGGCCGGGGCGGCGGCGCUGGUGUCGGGGCUGCGCGGGACGGGAGCGCAGGUGGCGGCGGCGCUGGUGCUGGCGGGAACCGGGCGCGUCGUCCUGCACGAUCGCGGCACCGCCUGCACCGCCGACCGCGCCCACCAGUUCCUCCUCGGGGAGAGCGACGUGGGCCAGAACCGUGCCGAGGCGUCCCAGCGGGUCCUGGCCGAGCUGAACCCUCGCGUGGUGGUGGCAGCUUACACCAGGGAGCUGUCGGAGGCCUUCCUCGCCUCUUUCCAGGUGGUGGUGCUGACUGAGUCGUCGCUGGAGGAGCAGCUCCGCGUUGGGGAUUUCUGCCAUGCCCACGGCAUCUGUUUCAUCGUGGCCGACGCCAAGGGGCUGGCGGGGCAGCUGUUCUGUGACUUCGGGAAGCACUUCGUCGUUGACGACCCGGCAGAAGGGGACCCAGCGUGUGCCGCCGUGCAGCAUAUUUCCCAGGGCAACCCAGGCGUGGUGACGUGUGUGGGGGCAGAGGACAGCCGCAGCAACCUCUUCUGCGAUGGUGACCUGGUGACAUUUUCCGGCGUGGAGGGGAUGACGGAACUGAACGGCCAGGAGCCCGUCCCCGUGCGCGUGCUGGAUCCCUUCAGGCUGGAGAUAGGCGACACCAGCUCCUUCUCUCCCUAUCGCCGCGGGGGCCUGGUCUCGCAAGUGCGGCUGCCCCAGGUGCACUCCUAUGAGCCCCUGAGCCGGGCGCUGGCAGAGCCCCAGAUCCAGGUGGCGAGUCCCGAGGAGCUGCCACGCAGCCGCAGCCUGCACGCCGCCUUCCAGGCCCUGCACGCUUUCCGCAGGGAGCAGGGCCGCCUGCCCCGGCCCAGGGCACCGGGAGAUGCCGAGCGGGUGCUGGAGCUGGCGCGGAGCCUGGGGCCGCAGCAGGGUCCCCUGGACGAGGACGUCGUGCGAGCUUUCGCCAGCGUGAGCGCAGGGGACCUGUGCCCCGUGGCCGCCGUUGUCGGGGCCCUGGCGGCCCAGGAGGCACUGAAGGCCAUCACCAGGAAGUUCCUGCCCUUGGACCAGUGGUUGUAUUUCGACGCCCUGGAGUGCCUGGCGCUGGAGGGGGCCGCGAGGCUGACGGAGGAGGACUGUGCCCCUAGGGGCUCUCGCUACGAUGGCCAGAUCGCCGUCUUCGGGGCUGCCUUCCAGGAGCAACUGAGCCGCCAGAAGUACUUGGUGGUGGGAGCUGGUGCCAUUGGCUGUGAGCUGCUGAAAAACUUUGCCAUGAUGGGGCUGGCAGCGGGGCCAGGGGGGGACCUCACCGUCACCGACAUGGACACUGUCGCCCUCUCCAACCUCCAUCGGCAGCUCCUCUACCGCUCAGCAGAUAUAUCGAAGCCGAAGUCGGCAGUGGCCGCAGCAGCUGCGCGGCGCAUGAACCCCGACAUCAGGGUGACGGCUCACCAGAAUGAGGUGGGACCUGCCACCGAGCUGCUCUAUGGGGAUGACUUCUUUCGGCGCCUGGAUGGUGUCGUCAGUGCCCUGGACACGCUGGAGGCCCGUGCCUACUUGGAGAGCCGCUGCCUUCGCUGCCUCACGCCGCUGCUGGACUCAGGCACAGAGGGGCCACGGGGUAACGUGCUGGCUAUGGUGCCGCCCCUGACCAAGCCGCUGGGGCCGGCCGGUGCCCCCAGGGAUGGCACCUUCCCCCUCUGCACCCUGCGGCACUUCCCCCGCACCAUCCAGCACACGCUGCAGUGGGCCCGCGAUGAGUUUGAGGGGCUCUUCCAGCUGCCCGCAGAGCACGUCAACCGGUUCAUGGAAGACCCAGCUUUCCCAGAGCAGCUGCCGGCAGGGAAGGCCCUGGAGGUCCUGGAGCAAGUGCAGGGCAGCCUGCGGGAGCAGCCGCGGGACUGGCAGGACUGCGUGCGCUGGGCCCGCCGGCACUGGCAGAGCCGCUACCAUGAUGCCAUCGCCCAGCUGCUGCACACCUUCCCCCCGGAGCACGAAACCAGCCCGGGUGUCCCCUUUUGGGCAGGAGACAGGAGCUGUCCCCAUCCGCUGACCUUCGACCCCGACAAUGACACCCACCUGGAGUACAUCCUGGCUGCUGCCCACCUCUUUGCCCAAGCGCACAAGGUGCCACCACGCAGCGACCGGGCGGCUGCCCAGGCCAUCCUCCGCAGCAUGGUCCUGCCGCCCUUCGUGCCCCAGGAGGGGCUCCAGAUCCCCCUCGCGGAGGAGCGGGAGGAGGCGCAGGCGCCUGCGGGAGUCCCUGUGCCUCCAGACAGCGGGCGGCUGGAGGAGCUCACCCAGGACCUGGUGCAGCGGAGACAGGAGCUGUUAGGGGGUGAGGAUGCACAAGUGCCCCUGAUGGAGCCCAUCCACUUCGAGAAGGACAACAACAUCCACGUGGACUUCAUCACAGCAGCAUCCAACCUGCGUGCGGAGAACUACAGCAUCCCUCCUGCUGACUGGCUGACGAGCAAGCGGAUUGCCGGGCGGAUUGUGCCCGCCAUCAUCACCACCACGGCGGCCGUGGCCGGGCUGGCUUGCCUGGAGGUCUACAAGCUGGUGUGGGGGUGCCGGGACCCCAGCUGCUACCGCAACAGCAACCUCUGCCUGUCCGACUGCCUGCUGCUCCGCAUCCCGCCCUUGCCGCCCCCCACCUACUGGUACGGCGGGCAGGAGUGGAGCUGCUGGGACCGGCUGGAGCUGCGGGCAGUCAGCACAGACGGGCAGGAGAUGACAGUGCAGGAGGUGCUGGACUGGCUGCAGAGGACACAUGGCUGGACUGUGGCCAUGCUCCUGCGUGGCCACACCGUACUCUAUGACAGGGAGGAGGAUGAAGAGACACGGGCCCGGCAGCGGGCGCAGAGGUUAUCACAGAACCUGGAGAAUGCCGGGGAGCCACGGCGGCGGGAGCUGGAGCUGUACUACGUGUGCGAAGGAGAGGAUGCUGAGGCUGAAGAUGACCGUCCCCCGCUCCUCUGCUCCCUACCCUGAGUGAGGGGCCAGCACCCCCCGCCCCAUGCAAUAAA